Wasmannia auropunctata (little fire ant) is the source of this 615-nucleotide messenger RNA. RefSeq lists its product as uncharacterized. The transcript has a single exon. The annotation marks the transcript as partial. NCBI's taxonomy places the organism in Eukaryota, Metazoa, Arthropoda, Insecta, Hymenoptera, Formicidae. The record is from RefSeq and is a predicted model, not a curated record.
AUCAAAUAACAAACAGGAUUCCAGCCUCUUCACUAAAACGGAGAAGGUUCGAUAUUCCUCAAAAUAUCAAAUUGGUUGAUCCUCAAUUCCAUGUUUCUUCAGAAGUUGAUCUUUUAGUAGGAGCCGAAGUAUUUUGGGAUCUUUUAAGUGUGGGACAAAUCAAAACUUUGCACAACCAUCCCACAUUACAAAAAACUCGUUUAGGGUGGAUCUUAGCCGGUCGGCUUGGUGCUCCAGUUCAUUCUACUUUAAAGUUGCAAUCCUUUCACGCAUCAAUAUCCAACGAUCAAUUGCAUGAUCAAUUGAGUCGAUUUUGGCAAUUAGAAGACAAUCUAACAACUGCAGCUAAUUACACUUUUGAAGAAACUUAUUGCGAGAAGCAUUUUCUGAGCCAUGUAUCUCAAAACCAUGAUGGUAGAUACAUAGUCUCUCUUCCUAUUCGAGAGAAUGUUAUCAACAAACUCGGAGACUCCCGGGGCAUUGCUUUGAAACGAUUAAAAGGUAUCGAAAGGCGUUUUAAACGAGAUCCAGCACUAAAAAUUCAAUACACACAGUUUAUCGAUCAAUAUUUGUCAUUAGGUCAUAUGCGGUUAAUUACCUCGCAACCAGUGUUGG